CACGCGUAUUUCUAUUUUCCUUCCAUGGAAACGGCUGCGCAUCAUCGACCCAUUCCGUGCACGUUACCAAUAGCCGACCAUCGUAGACCAAAGCCACAAAAUGUCCGAGCCCAUGUUGGCUCGCUCAUGAGACGAGCCUCUGAUCUGACCCUGCGACGAGUCUCUGCCAACAUCUUCAACAAUCGGCUCCAAGAUCCACGACGACCCUUUUGCGCUCACGCCCACAAGGCCAUGGCCGACGAGGUAACAAGCAAGACUCCACCAGACCCAGGCGCCGUCAAGAACAAGAAGGAAUCGGAAGAAGAAUCGAAGCAGAAAUUGCCUCCGCCGCCGGAGAAGCCCUUACCAGGGGAUUGUUGUGGCAGUGGGUGCGUGCGGUGCGUGUGGGACAUGUACUAUGAGGAGCUCGAGGAGUACAACAAGCUUUGCGAAAGUGAUUCCAAGCCUCAAUCCGCGUCCUCUUGAAGUUCAUCGCUAUGUAUUUUGAUUAGCUUGAUUUUGUGUUUCUUGGAAUUGCAUACAGAUUUUUCAAUUCUUGUGCUUUUAUUCGAUUAUGGUUUAUCAGUGAAAUGGGAUCGAUUGUCUUUCC
Molecule: messenger RNA, 589 nt
Organism: Alnus glutinosa
Lineage: Eukaryota; Viridiplantae; Streptophyta; Magnoliopsida; Fagales; Betulaceae
Exons: 1
Coding region: 25-465 (146 amino acids)
Source: RefSeq, a predicted model, not a curated record